Styela clava is the source of this 2204-nucleotide messenger RNA. RefSeq names its product platelet-activating factor acetylhydrolase-like. Gene Ontology annotation, molecular function: 1-alkyl-2-acetylglycerophosphocholine esterase activity. The record is from RefSeq and is a predicted model, not a curated record. NCBI's taxonomy places the organism in Eukaryota, Metazoa, Chordata, Ascidiacea, Stolidobranchia, Styelidae.
GGUCGGGUCUGAAAUGUCAAUCGUUACGUUCGGGUCGGGUCGUGCAUAUUAUGGGGACCUUAACAAAACUUUACAUUUUCCCGCUUACUCUAUUCGACGGCGUGCUUUUCACACCACUUUCUUUCGCCACACGCGCUUGUCGUUUUGCUCUUGCAACACUGUGAAUAAAUUUCUGUUCAUAAAAUGUAACUUUGCCCGCCAGUCUAUAUGGCCAAAAUGUUUGGCCCCUGGUCCAAAAUCCUUGCCCACCCUUGAUAUAAAUCCUGCUUUCACCAAGUCGAGGUCGUUUCUCGCUCUCUGUCGACUGGACGUGUACCGAUAUCUGGAUAUAGGGAUUUUCAUUAUCGUCAGAGGAAUGGCUUGGAAUUUACCAAAGUCAUCUGGUCCCUAUCAUGUUGCCUGCUUGGAUAUUUUGACAAAAACUGGCUUGGACAGUACAUUAUGCAGAUUCUAUUAUCCCACAGAAAAAUUUGAGCCGACUGAAAGCAUUUGUCCAUUAUGGCUAAGUUCUCCUGAAUAUGGUUAUGGAUUUGCAAACUUUCUCAAGUUUGGUUUCGCUGGCGGUUUACUAAGAUGGAUGUUUGGUUCUGCUAGAGUUCCAGUUUAUUGGCAAGGUCCAUUGUCACUAUCUCAAGAAAAGCCAAGGCUGCCUGUUGUUUUGUUUUCUCAUGGACUUGGUGCAAACAGAACUGUCUAUAGCUACAUUGCAUAUGAAAUAGCUUCUCAUGGUUUCUUUGUAGCAGCUAUUGAGCAUCGUGAUGAAUCUGCCUCAAAUACUUUCUAUCUUGAAAAAACAAACUCUGGAGAUGAGAAGUACGAUAAAGUUUGGUUACCAUACAAGCGUGUCCAACCUGCAACAACAGAAGAAAGAGAACUACGAAACAAGCAAGUCCAUGAGCGAGCGAAAGAAAUUUCCAAACUGAUGGAUAGUAUAGAGUUAUUGAACGCUGGUACUUUGUCCAACAUCUUAUCAGAUUUUGAUUUGACUGUAUUCAAAGAUAAAAUUGAUAUUGACAAAGCAGCUGUCAUUGGUCACUCAUUUGGUGGUGCUACAAGUAUAACUUCACUGGUGAAAGAUCUCCGCUUCAAAGCUGGAAUCCCUCUAGAUGUAUGGAUGUAUCCCUUGGGACCUGAAGUUUAUAAGGCUAAUAUUGACACACCUCUGCUUUUUAUCAACUCUGAAUCAUUUCAGUGGGAAGCUAAUAUAGCCAGUAUUCGAAAACUUGACUGUGAUGUAACUAAUACAGAAGCUGAACGUAAAUUGGUAACUUUGUGUGGUACUGUUCACCACACUCAAUGUGAUUUUGCCUUUUUGUUAAGUUCGGAAUGGCUAGCAAAGAUGAUAAGAUUCAGAGGACCUGCUGAUCCCAAAAAAGCAAAUGAUGUCAAUAUGAGACUUAUAUUGUGUUUUCUUAGAAAGCAUCUAAAACUGUCCUUUGCCCAGGAUGAGGAGAUUGAACAAGUUGUGGCAGAGAAUCAGGGCUUGGUAAUAUCUGGCUCUAAUAUUGAAAUUGAUGAAGAGAGAUUGGAAAAAUCAAAAGCUAGCUUGAGAGCUGGAAUGUAGAAAUAACUAACUGUGGGGUGGAUGUGCAGCACUAAAAUAGGCUAUGCAGUAACUUAAUUGACUUUAUCAUAAUUUACUUUUACUUUGCCUUUUUUAUUUUGUUUAAUAUUUUUAGUAAAUUGAAUGAUUUGAUAAUCGAAAGAUCAUCAAUAAUAUUAAAUCAUUUCAAUUCUGAUAUAAUGAUUAAUUUUUGGACUAGAUUUGCUCUAAAUUUGACAUAUUGAUCGAAUAAUAUGCUAUACAUGAAAUCUAAUUACCUUAGAACCCAACCUUUUUGUGAAUAAAACUACUGUUAUAAAAAGAUUUUUUUCCAUGAUACUGAAAUAUAUGAAAUAUAACAUCUUGCUAAUCUGCUUCAUGACAUUUUAUGUGAUUAGAAGUUCAAAUCAUCCCCAAAAUUUUUUAGAACUACUCGAUUCAAUUGAGGACAACUUAGUAAAACUGAUAUUAACAAUGGCAUGUAAGAACUUCAAAAUAUAUGCUAUUUUGAAUAUGCGAUAUGCAUCUGAAUAGUUUCUUUAAUUGAUUCACUGUAAUAGGAAUGUUUUAUUAUGCAGUGUUAUUCUUUUAAUCAUUUCUAAUAUUUUUGUAUGUGCUAUAUAUUUACUGCUCAGUGUCAAUAUAUUACCGAUAAAUAUUA